Messenger RNA from Trypanosoma conorhini, 840 nucleotides. Its product is annotated as protein ARV1. The record is from RefSeq and is a predicted model, not a curated record. Gene Ontology annotation, cellular component: Golgi apparatus; cortical endoplasmic reticulum. The transcript has a single exon. NCBI's taxonomy places the organism in Eukaryota, Euglenozoa, Kinetoplastea, Trypanosomatida, Trypanosomatidae. Gene Ontology annotation, biological process: sphingolipid metabolic process; regulation of plasma membrane sterol distribution; intracellular sterol transport. The coding region runs from base 1 to 840 and encodes 279 amino acids.
AUGCGCAUGGCGGUGCACUUUGCUCCACUUUGCUUUUGCCAGGUUAUAGUAUUAGGUGUGCGUGGGAGCAUGCCCCGGUGUAUCGAGUGCAACGCUCUUGUUCGCCGAAUUGUUCAGCCAGAGACGGAGAUGGUCGAUAAGUGUGUGAGGUGUGGAAGAUGCUGCGACAAGUACUAUGAAUUUGCGGAUGUUCAAAAGUGGAUUGACGUUGUUCUCUUGGAACGACGUGCCUGGACCCAUGUGUUGUAUAACCAGCGGGGGAUUUUUUCCUCGUUGUUUCUUGCGGCGGUUUUUUGUUGCCUGAUUGAGGCCUACGUCGUGCGGACCACAUGCGUGUAUGCGGAGUUAAGAGGAGGCAAAGACCUUUUCUCGGCAACGCAGGACAGCAACUGGGGCGGCGGAGAGGACAGUCUGCAGCUGGUGAGAAACCUUCGUUCAGAAAUGCUACCGCGGAUGAUGUACCCCGAGACGUGGCCGACGCUGUUUCUAUACGCCUGUCUGGAGUACUUACUCUGCCUGGUUUCAGCUGUUUGGCUUGGUGUGCAGUCGCAGCGUGGCGUUGCCCCCGGGCAGGAUGAUGCAAUGACUACCUGGGCAACCUCUCUGAGCCUCACCUACACGGCGAAGCUGGGAUACCUUGUGUUUUUGGUCUGGCGCAUUCCCAUUCCCCUAGUUGUUGUUGUGGAUUUCGUCUUCCUCCUCUGGAUGGUGCGGGGAUUCAGGGUAGCGGCCAGCAACCACCCCAGCCGGCUUCUGGCCGUUGCUGCGGUUACUGUGACUCUGCUUUCGCGAGUCCUCUUUCGUCACUUUACCGGCUGGAGCCCACAACUUAUCUUUUGA